GGUGCCCAGGACCUUACCUUAGCCUCCGGGCAGUGGGCGGGACAGGUCUUGGGGAGGGGCUGGCGGGUGGACCUGCUGCGCUGGGCAGGAGUUUUGGUCCCCAGCCCCUAGCCACGGCAUGGGGUGUCCCGCGGGGCCCUCAGCCUUCCUCCACGUCCCAUUGGUCCUCCUCUGCCUGCUCCCGCUGCUCCAAGCUGCCAGGCCAAGCCAGGUGCCCAGAGACCAGCCCCGGGUACUUCUGCAGCAGUACUGCCAUGCAACUACAGCUGUGACCCUGGCCAACCUCUCAGGUCCCUACUCCUACUGCAACACGACUUUGGACCAGAUCGGGACGUGCUGGCCCCAGAGCGCGGCUGGAGCCCUCGUGGAGAGACCGUGCCCGGAGUACUUCAACGGCAUCAAGUACAACACGACCCGGAAUGCCUACCGAGAAUGCUUGGAGAAUGGGACAUGGGCCUCAAGAAUCAACUACUCACAAUGUGAGCCCAUUUUGGAUGACAAGCAGAGGAAGUAUGACCUGCACUACCGCAUUGCCCUUGUUGUCAACUACCUUGGCCACUGUGUUUCUGUGGUGGCCCUGGUGGCCGCCUUCCUGCUUUUCCUGGUGCUGCGGAGCAUCCGCUGCCUGCGGAACGUGAUCCACUGGAACCUCAUCAGCACCUUCAUCCUGAGAAAUGCCAUGUGGUUCCUGCUGCAGCUCAUUGACCACGAAGUGCACGAGAGCAAUGAGGUCUGGUGCCGCUGCAUCACUACCAUCUUCAAUUACUUCGUGGUCACCAACUUCUUCUGGAUGCUCGUGGAGGGCUGCUACCUGCAUACAGCCAUCGUCAUGACCUAUUCCACCGAGCGCCUGCGCAAAUGGCUCUUCCUCUUCAUUGGAUGGUGCGUCCCCUGCCCCAUCAUCAUCGCCUGGGCCAUUGGAAAACUGUACUACGAGAAUGAACAGUGCUGGUUUGGCAAGGAGCCUGGUGACCUGGUGGACUACAUCUAUCAGGGCCCGAUCAUCCUUGUGCUCUUGAUCAAUUUUGUAUUUCUGUUCAACAUUGUCAGGAUCCUAAUGACAAAAUUGCGAGCAUCCACCACAUCAGAGACGAUUCAGUACAGGAAGGCGGUGAAAGCCACCCUGGUGCUACUGCCCCUGCUGGGCAUCACCUACAUGCUCUUCUUUAUCAACCCUGGUGAGGAUGACCUGUCACAGAUCGUGUUUAUCUACUUCAACUCCUUCCUGCAGUCCUUCCAGGGUUUUUUUGUGUCUGUCUUCUAUUGCUUCUUCAAUGGAGAGGUACGCUCAGCUGUGAAGAAACGGUGGCACCGCUGGCAGGACCAUCACUCCCUCAGAGUGCCUGUGGCCCGGGCCAUGUCCAUCCCCACGUCACCCACCAGGCUCAGCUUCCACAGCAUCAAACAGACUGCUGCUGUGUGACCCCUCUGUCAUCCACCUGCCCCCACUCCUCCACUAUCCAGGUAGUUUCAUCUCCACCAUCUUCCCCUGGGUCCUCCUUUCUACAAAGGCCCUGGGGACUCAGAGAGGAAGGGAAGCCUGGCAGGAAAGGGGGUGCAGCCGUGAAAGGGGCUCCAUGGGACCAGGGUCUGCUGCAGCCACAAGGCUCCAUGCAAGAGGAGCAGAGGGACAUCACAGGAGCCCCCAAGAAGAGCAGAUUGGAUGUCUACAGUCAUUUGCCCACCCCAGCCUCUCUUGCUGGAUCCUCACGGUAGCCCCCAUUCACAGAUAAAGAUACUGAGACCCAAAGCAGGAAAGGUCCUGCUCAAAUCACACAGCUGGUUGUCCCACCCACAGUGCCAGCAGCCAGGUGAUAGACUUGGCUCCUGCCUUCCACCACCACACUCAACAGCGCCCUCUGCAGUUGGAGGAGUCAAGGAUAAAUGCAGCUGGACUCAUCUCAGGGGCUGUCAGCUAGAGAAGAUUCCCUCCUUUGUCCCAUGUCCCUGACCAGACUGUCCCUCUCUAUGGAGGGAGGGGAGGCCCUGUUGCCCUCCUGCCCCUGAGGCUCCUGGAGGUUGCUGCCUCCUGAGAAACCUCCUGGUGCUCAGACUGAGGGCUUGGAGGUGCAGAACGGGGGGAAGAGACAGCCAGCACAGCCACAC
This is a messenger RNA of Castor canadensis (American beaver), 2106 nucleotides long. RefSeq names its product corticotropin releasing hormone receptor 2 (gene Crhr2). The record is from RefSeq and is a predicted model, not a curated record. Gene Ontology annotation, biological process: adenylate cyclase-modulating G protein-coupled receptor signaling pathway; cell surface receptor signaling pathway; long-term synaptic potentiation. Gene Ontology annotation, cellular component: dendrite; plasma membrane; axon terminus. Lineage: Eukaryota; Metazoa; Chordata; Mammalia; Rodentia; Castoridae. Gene Ontology annotation, molecular function: corticotrophin-releasing factor receptor activity; corticotropin-releasing hormone receptor activity; G protein-coupled peptide receptor activity.